Messenger RNA from Nasonia vitripennis (jewel wasp), 1652 nucleotides. RefSeq names its product plancitoxin-1 (gene DNaseII). Bases 311 to 1528 code for a protein of 405 amino acids. NCBI's taxonomy places the organism in Eukaryota, Metazoa, Arthropoda, Insecta, Hymenoptera, Pteromalidae. The record is from RefSeq and is a predicted model, not a curated record. The transcript has 6 exons. Gene Ontology annotation, molecular function: deoxyribonuclease II activity. Gene Ontology annotation, biological process: apoptotic DNA fragmentation.
GAAAAUGCUUAGUUCCCGAUUAGCGGCGCUGUCGAUAGCCACGGCUCAGCUGACUCGUGGAAAUUCUCAUAUGAUGCAUCAGGAAGCAUUUGUUUAGCUGAUGUAUAGUACGCUGGAGUGAUUGGAUAAAAUCAAAUCGUUGAGUGCUUGGAGAAUGUGUCAUAAAAGGCGACUCGAACAAAGAUCUGUCAAAUCUCUCAGUUGCGUUUCUGACACUGCUUGUUGUACAAGAAUGUCAUAGUGCAUACUGCUUGACACGCGUUAUAUACUCCAUAACUUAUAUACAGAUCAAAACAAAAAUAUUUUGACCAUGACAACAAUGAAAACAAACGCGUGUAUUUCUACAUUGUUUUGUAUUAUAGUAGUUCUAAGUACAUCAGUACGAGCCUCUUCUCUGCAAUGCAAAGGAGAACAAAAUCAAAAUGUGGAUUGGUUCGUUCUGUACAAACUUCCAAGACUAUCGAACAGUGGGAAUCAUUUGAUAAAAGAAGGUGUAGCUUAUUUGUAUAUGGACAGCGAGAGUUUUGCGAAAGGAUGGACGCUAUCGGAAAAGGACAUUACCUCCAAUGAUUCAAUACCUGCAAAUACUCUAGCUCCUUUUUACAAUGACAACAUUGCUGGAGACCUUUUUUGGGUAAUGUACAACGAUCAGCCGCCCAAUCAACCCGCAAAGUUAAACAAUGGACACACAAAAGGUGUAGUUAUAGCAGGCGAAACAGAAGGAUUUUGGUUGAUACACAGUGUACCGAACUUUCCACCAGAACCGAAUACUGGUAAUGAAACUCGGAGAUCCAAUUCUAAUAAGAUUGAAAACGAGUCUGAAGAAGAUACUUCUAAAGAUAUUCCUAGAGGAAUUUAUGCCUAUCCUUCGUCUGGGAAAGUCAAUGGACAAAGUUUCUUGUGCAUAUCAACAAAUGAAGCUAAUCUCAACACGAUUGGCAAACAAUUGAUGUACAAUCAAAUUAUUGUUUACCGAAGAAAUCUUCCAGAUAGUCUGUCGAAUAAGUAUUCAGUCUUGACUGAUGCAGCAAACCAAGUUCGGAUCAAAAAAGCUCCUUACAACAGUAAAAUCAAUCUAUACUCUACAAGUGGCAUGGAAUUCACUUCGUUUGCUAAGAGUAGCAAAUGGCAAAAAGAUUUGUAUGAUGACUUUGUGGCACCACAGUUGAAUACUGACUUAUACACUGAAACGUGGAUGAACGGACGUGGUAAAUUACCAUCCGAAUGUAAUAAAACAAGGGUCAUGAACAUUCGAGCAAUUUCAUUGCAGAAAGCUAAUGUUGAAUUUCACAGUAGUCGCGACCACUCAAAAUGGGCUGUGUCUGCCGACGAAAAAAAGAAAGCUCACUGGGUUUGCAUAGGAGAUAUCAACCGAGCUGAUACACAAUUCGAGAGAGGUGGUGGAACUGUAUGUCUAAAUGUGCCUGAUGUUUGGAAAAAUUACAAGGACUCAGUUGAAGAUGUUGAACCUUGUCCAAAGCCAAAAUCUAAGGGAUUUAUUGAUAGAGUAAAAUCUUGGUUUAGUUGACAGUGCAAUAAACAAACUGUAUAUAAAGUAUUGCAAUAUUUUUGACUGAUGUAAAGAUUUUAUAUUACUAUUUCUUUGAAUAAAAUAUAUUUUAUUCAGUUAAAAUGAUAUAUUUAAGAGCUAA